This is a messenger RNA of Fukomys damarensis (Damara mole-rat), 6228 nucleotides long. RefSeq names its product tolloid like 2 (gene Tll2). Gene Ontology annotation, biological process: proteolysis. Gene Ontology annotation, molecular function: zinc ion binding; calcium ion binding; metalloendopeptidase activity. Bases 58 to 3123 code for a protein of 1021 amino acids. The transcript is spliced from 21 exons. NCBI's taxonomy places the organism in Eukaryota, Metazoa, Chordata, Mammalia, Rodentia, Bathyergidae. The record is from RefSeq and is a predicted model, not a curated record.
GCCACCGUCACCAGCAGACCCUGUGCACCUUCCCCGCUUUGUCGACCCCGCGCCACCAUGCCCAGGACCACUGAGCUCUGGGCCCUGGUUUCCCCGCUGCUGCCGCCCCUGGUGCUGCUGCUGUGCGCUCUGCCCCGCGGCGCCGGGUUGCUCGAGGAGCGCGCAGAUACUGCCCUGGACUACUCGACUCUGGGAGGCGAGGAGGGCGCUGACCCGCAGCCGGAGCGGUACCACGACCCGUGCAAAGCCGCUGUGUUCUGGGGGGACAUUGCUCUGGAUGAAGAUGAUCUGAAGCUGUUUCACAUUGACAAGGCGCAAGACUGGACCAAGCCAGCAGGAGAGGACAUGGGGCAUAGCACUGGUGGACUCAGGGAGCAGCCAUCCGAGAACUGGCCGAACACCACUGCCUUGAAUACCAGCAGCCACCAAGCUAGAAAGGAUGGCAAAGAGGAUGCCGUACUUCCUCCCAGCCCUGAGACCUUGAAUGCCACGGCCAAGACCUUCUCUGCCCGGGUCCGAAGAGCCACAACUUCAAGGACAGAGAGGAUCUGGCCUGGUGGGGUCAUCCCCUACGUCAUUGGAGGGAACUUCACUGGCAGCCAGAGGGCCAUUUUUAAGCAGGCCAUGAGACACUGGGAGAAGCAUACCUGUGUGACCUUCACAGAGAGGACUGACGAGGAAAGCUUUAUUGUGUUCAGUUACAGGACCUGUGGCUGUUGCUCUUAUGUUGGACGCCGAGGAGGGGGUCCACAGGCCAUAUCCAUUGGGAAAAACUGUGAUAAGUUUGGCAUUGUGGCUCACGAGCUGGGCCAUGUGGUUGGGUUCUGGCAUGAACACACACGGCCCGAUAGAGACCAACAUGUCACCAUCAUCAGAGAAAACAUCCAGCCAGGUCAGGAGUAUAAUUUCUUAAAAAUGGAAGCUGGGGAAGUGAGCUCUCUGGGAGAGACGUACGACUUUGACAGCAUCAUGCACUACGCCCGGAACACCUUCUCCAGAGGAGUUUUCUUAGACACCAUCCUCCCCCGUCGAGACGACAAUGGCAUCCGGCCAACCAUUGGCCAGCGUGUGCGGCUCAGCCAGGGAGACAUAGCUCAAGCUAGGAAACUGUACAAAUGCCCAGCAUGUGGGGAGACCCUGCAGGACACAACAGGAAACUUUUCUGCACCCGGUUUCCCAAAUGGCUACCCAUCUUACGCCCACUGCAUCUGGAGGAUCUCCGUCACUCCAGGGGAGAAGAUCUUCCUAAACUUCACAUCCAUGGAUUUAUUUAAGAGCCGUCUGUGCUGGUACGAUUAUGUGGAGGUCCGGGAUGGAUACUGGAGGAAAGCCCCUCUAUUGGGUAGAUUUUGUGGUGACAAAGUCCCCGAGCCCCUCAUCUCCUCAGACAGCCGGCUCUGGGUGGAGUUCCGCAGCAGUAGCAACAUCCUGGGCAAAGGCUUCUUCGCGGUGUAUGAAGCUACAUGUGGGGGAGACAUUAACAAAGAUGCUGGCCAGAUCCAAUCUCCCAACUACCCUGAUGACUACAGGCCUUCCAAGGAAUGUGUGUGGAGGAUCACCGUGUCGGACGGGUUUCAUGUGGGACUCAUUUUCCAAGCAUUUGAGAUUGAAAGGCACGACAGCUGCUCGUAUGACUACCUGGAAAUUCGUGACGGCCCCACGGAAGAGAGCGCCCUGAUCGGCCACUUCUGUGGUUACGAGAAGCCGGAGGAUGUGAAAUCCAGCUCGAACAGACUGUGGAUGAAGUUUGUGUCCGACGGCUCCAUCAACAAAUCAGGCUUUGCGGCCAAUUUUUUCAAGGAGGUGGAUGAGUGCUUCUGGCCAGACCAUGGGGGAUGUGAGCAGCGCUGUGUGAACACACUCGGCAGCUACAAGUGUGCCUGUGACCCCGGCUAUGAGCUGGCUGCGGACAAGAAGACCUGUGAAGUGGCCUGUGGCGGUUUCAUUACCAAGCUGAAUGGAACCAUCACCAGCCCUGGGUGGCCGAAGGAGUAUCCCACGAACAAGAACUGUGUCUGGCAGGUGGCAGCCCCCACCCAGUACCGCAUCUCCCUGCAGUUUGAAGUGUUUGAACUGGAAGGCAAUGAUGUGUGUAAGUAUGACUUUGUGGAGGUGCGCAGUGGCCUGUCCCCCGAUGCCAGGUUGCAUGGCAAAUUCUGUGGUUCUGAGACGCCUGAGGUCAUCACCUCACAGAGCAAUAACAUGCGUGUGGAGUUCAAAUCUGACAACACUGUCUCCAAACGUGGCUUCCGGGCCCACUUCUUCUCAGACAAGGACGAAUGCGCCAAGGACAAUGGCGGCUGCCAGCACGAGUGUGUCAACACGUUCGGAAGCUACCUGUGCCAGUGCCUGAAUGGCUACCGGCUCCAUGACAAUGCGCAUGACUGCAAGGAGGCUGGCUGUGUGCACAAGAUCAACAGUGCAGAGGGAACCCUGGUGAGCCCCAACUGGCCUGACAAGUACCCAAGCCGGAGGGAGUGUACCUGGAACAUCUCUUCGACAGCAGGCCACAGGGUGAAACUCAUGUUCAACGAGUUUGAGAUUGAGCAGCACCAGGAAUGUGCCUAUGACCACCUGGAAAUGUACGAUGGACCUGACAGCCUGGCACCCAUCCUCGGCCGGUUCUGUGGCAGCAAGAAACCAGAUCCAGUGGUGGCUUCCGGCAGCAGCCUGUUCCUAAGGUUCUACUCCGAUGCCUCGGUGCAGAGGAAGGGCUUCCAGGCAGCACACAGCACAGAGUGUGGGGGCAGGCUGAAGGCCGAAGUACAGACCAAGGAGCUCUAUUCCCAUGCCCAGUUUGGGGACAACAACUACCCAAGCCAGGCCCACUGUGAGUGGGUUAUAGUGGCGGAGGACGGCUAUGGUGUGGAGUUGAUAUUCCAGACCUUUGAAGUCGAGGAAGAAGCCGACUGUGGCUAUGACUACAUGGAGGCCUACGAUGGCUACGACAGUUCAGCACCCAGGCUUGGCCGCUUCUGUGGCUCUGGGCCAUUAGAAGAAAUCUACUCUGCAGGGGAUUCGCUGAUGAUACAGUUCCACACGGAUGACACCAUCAACAAGAAAGGCUUUCAUGCUCGGUAUACCAGUACCAAGUUCCAGGAUGCUCUGCACAUGAGGAAAUAAUGCCAAAGUCCUUGAGAGACAGAAACUGAGAAUGUCUUUACAAUAGCACCUUGUGAAUCAGCCCUAAGUACAGUAUUUUUCUCAAACAAAAGCUCAAAAUCCAGUCUUGAAGGUACAUAUUUGGAUGAGUGUACAUCUAUGGCCAAUAAGAAGAGUAAAUAUUCUUUUGGUUCCAGCUCCAUUAUUAUCGAUAUGGGCUUCUAAAGAAGAUUAAGAUUUAAAGUCACUGACUAGUUAAGCUGUUCUUGUUUUUACCCAUUCUCUGUCCCUUGCUCCUGUGGGGCAAAAGGCCAUCCCUGGGGUUGGUCAUUCCUUUAUUCUGAACGUGCUUCCAUAGGUGCCAGGCAACGUGACUAAAUCCUGGAGACUUAGGCUGCCUUCUUCUACACUGGGCAAUGAGGAUAAAAGCCUGGUGGUGGCCGAUUUGUUACAGCUUUGUCAGGAAAUGUUUGCUUUCUCUCUGCCAGGACGUAUUAAUCCAGAAACCUGAGAAGGGGGAUGUCAGGACUAAAAGGCAUCACAGUAAACAGCACACAGAGGCAUCUUUGAGCCUAAGAAUCACCGUUGUGAAGUUAGAAGACCUCAAGCCUUUCCUCUGUAGCACUGGCUCUCCUUGUCCCUUUAGUGGUUCCCAUCUCUCAAUUGCAUUAAGGAGCUAAGGCAUCCGCAUAAAUUCUAGAGGGAUAUUUGCUGCUGAGAAACCUCAGUUUGCUAAGAGGAAAACAUCCUGGUUCAUCCUAAUACUCCUUUGCUUGCCAACUGAGAAGAUGCCAUUGGGCUUGGGAUUCCCAGGCCCUGAAGAACUUCCAGCUGUGAAUGCAUCUGCUGUGGUGCCUUGACUCCCUGAGAGCCCAUUCAAACUGCACCUGUGAGCUGUGCAAAGACCUCUCACAAGGGUCCAGCCAGUCAGCUCCCUUGUGGGGGUGAACACUGUUGAAAACUUUACUUCUAAGUUAUGUAAGAAUCAUCACCUUGUGGAACAAGUCAAUCUAUGACUAAUUCCCUGUAAUCAAACAGGUUAAAGAGUACAUUGGUAACUUUGUUUAGAUUAACUAAUACUCGGUCACCAACUUGCAAUCAGAAUUCACAGCCCUUGGCACUUGUUCUAGAGAAGUGUAGAGGAUGAUGUUUACAUAAUUUUAGUACCUCAAGGUAUAAUUUAAACAGUGAGGUAGUUUUGAAUGGCAUUUCAUUAAGGCAUCUAUGGGCAUUAUGAGCUAAAAGCUGUGGUAUGUUUAGCUUUAAAGAGUAUUUAUGUCGGAAUAAUUUUAAAAUAAUGUUUACAUAACCAUAAGUCCUGUUUUGUUGGUAUCGAACACAGGGCAGCACGUGAGAGUGUUUCCAAUUAAAGCCAAGAUGGAUCUCAAGCACCAAAAUUUCUUUGGGACAGACCAUAAUUUUCAACAAAAUAUUUGUAAAUGGCUAAAGGUUAUAUUUUUUAAAUAUCAGAAUACAACACCAGAAGACUUUGUCCAAUUAAAACGAUUGCUAGGACUAAAAACUAAAAUAAUACAAAGAAGAGUAAAAGGAAUGCAUAGGAAUAUUUUUCCUUAAAAAGAGCAAAGUAUUAUUAAUAAUAUAUGUCUGUAUAUAUGUAUGUAUGUAAAAGAUCAGCUGUCAAAGCCUUAAUCAAUACCAUGUGAAAAACGCUAACCACUGGCUGUAGCUUUAUUGUGUAGGCCUCUGGUCCUGACCCUUACUCUUCAUGCUUCUGCUUUCACCAAGCUCCCCUCUGGCCUUUCUUAGCCCUAGGCUGAGGUUCAGAUUUCAUUCUCAUAUCUUAAUAGAUGGCAGAGCCUGCCCAGGGUGAACUUUGUCAUGAUAAAUGGAACAGGUUACCUUGUGGCUCGGAUCCCACUCGCCUGUUAUGGUGUAUUCCGCUUCUCUGAACUCUGUGUUUUUGGAGGUUUUAUUUUGUCCCACAGUGUCAAAACUGACACAGAAAUUUGGAUGUGUAAUGUGGCUGUUAAGGGUUUCUCUCCAAGGAGAUGAAAAUGCUGUAUAUUUAACCUUUAGAAGUCUAAGUAAGAUUAGCAAAUUCCAUGGAGAAAUGGGAAGGAGGGAAAAACAGUGUUGGUUUCAGCAUUUGUCACCCUCGUGGUGCACUAAUGUUUCUUUCUUCUCUUUAUUAUGAUCACUUUCAAAAGCACGCAGCUUCAACAGUUGUCUCCACAUGGCCAAUUUGCAACAAUGGGACCCAUAUGAAAACAUUUAUUCAGUUCCGUGAGUGGUGUAUUCCUAAAAGACAAACUCUGAUUCAUCUGGGGCUGGCUAGGCCUCUUCUCUGGAAGCCAGAAUAUAUAUGGGUCUGUGCAUGCCUCAGGUCCUACAGAGAGCCGCCGGCUGGCUUUGUAAGAGAAAAUCCACUGAGCAGAAAGACCGAGCCCGGCCUUGGCUCUUCCAGUGGCUUGGUGCCUUGCCUGCAGACAUCCCUGGAUGAGGAUGAAGGAGCCAGAGGACAGUCCUCCGGCUUGCUUUGUCCUUUAACUGAGUGUCGGGGCUUGGGAUCUCCAAGACUAGAAAAUUAUCUUGGAAUAAAUGACCGGAUGAAGUCUUUUGGGUCUGGGUGUCCAGAACAGUCUCAUUCUGGUGUAUUCUGAAAUAGUAGAAGCUGCAUCCUAGGACAGGGCUAUGGUCUGGAAUUACCGUUAGUCAGUAGAAUUUCUCCAAACAGAGGAGGUGAGCCUAUACAUUAAUGCAUUAUUUUCCUCUAGCGUUGCCCUCUAUUUCUCUUUCAUUAUUUCCCUCUAAAGUACCAGGCAUUUAGAAAUUGCAAAGCCCAUUUAAAUAAUUUGUCAAAUAUAGUUAACUAGCAUAUUCACAUGGGAAGUUACCAUCUAUCUGGUGCAUUUGUUAACUCUCAGAUAAUCCUUGGUAUUGUUAGCAUUCAGUUUGGGAACAAGUAUUUCUUUGGCUUCUUCAGGUGUUUUUAAAGUUUCUUGUGUAGACUGAAAUUCAACAAUGAUCCCAAAUGCCUGAAAGCUUUCUUUAAAAAAAUUUUUAAAGUAUUAUCUAUAAAUAUGUGGGUAUUUUUUAUUUUGUAUAGUUUUACAUUGCAUGGAAUACUGGUUUCAAAGAGAACAUGGAGAGGAGCUAACACCUGUC